GGUGGUUUAUGCCUACUAGUUGAAGUAUGAUGCCUUUUUGAGUUGCCUAGCAUGUGCACAAUACUAAAAUGGCAAAAAUUAUAUUUGAUUCCUGGAGCAUUUAAUAUCCUAUGCUUAUUUGUAUAACUUAUUCAGAAUUGUUCCACUGAUCAGACUAAAUAAAGUAAAUAGAUAACAUCUCCUGAAGACAAGAUGACUUAAAUCUGCCCCUACACCCUAACCAAAUUAUGUUUCUAGUUAUUGUGCCCCCUCUAGAAUCAAACGUACACUUUUGGGUUCACAAUCUGUUUGACAAAAUUAUUUUCAUAGUUACAAUCAGGUCACCUAAACCAAACUUCCCUGCUAAAACAUAUUGUAGGUAUGUCUGCUGCCUUUUCGUUGUCACAGCCUAAAUGCCAAUCGUCAAACGAGGGGACUAAUAGAAGUGUGGAUUAAAUCGGUAUUAGUACAUGCUGUGCCAAAAGGCUGCAUUCUGCAAUAAGGACGGGAGUAAAAGCAACCUAAUUUUGUUGACAACAUUGCACAUAAUACUAUUUUUACAGUUUUAUAAACUCAGCGGAGAACGUUCUCGCUCUCCAUUCAGCGCCACUCUAAUCUUGAGGGGCGUUUCUUUAAAACAUGCAUCCAAUCCCCUUGAUCCCUUACGUAACCAGACAAAUAAUUUGCUUCAAUGUGCCGCGGUUCACAGGGCUGUGGCAGCACUCACGAUAGAGGUUCCGCUCGUGAUGUUAAAUUGCAGGCGCAGCUGUUCCGAUUUCAAAACCAUUUGGAGCUCAGUUGAAAAGUUAACGCGCUGACUAUACAAUGGACGAAUUAGAAAAAUAAAAGUAGUACUUUUCAAUGCGUGAGAUAUAAGAGGUGUGCGGUGUGAGCGUGAGAAGAGGGUCAAUGCGUGUGUCUCACGGCCAACGCGUGAGAGUUGGCAGCUCUAUAAGACUCGGACAUUCUGAAAUACACUGAAAAAUGUAGUGUGCAUGUAGUACCCAUAUUACAGCAUAUGCACACACUAAUCACAAGACACCAGAAGAUGGCGACAGAGGAAAACAAAUAAAAAAUAAAGUCUACUGCAUGUUCUAAAUACUUUUUGAUUCACCAGUCGACCUUGACCUACAGCAGUACGCCUAUAUGCUCUAGUCUAGCUAGAUACAUAGAGACAGGGAGAAAGAAAGACAAGGGAAAAUAACUGUAUAGUCCUAAACAUAAACACAGACUGUCCAUGUCUUCUUUCUAACGGGCAGAGUGCUAAUUAACAACAAUCUAAAUUUCAUGAUUGAGCAAGCUGUCGGCCACGGAGCUGCCAGAUCUACCAGGGUGCUGGGCUGGAGCUGAGACGUCCGCCUCCCGCCGUGCUGAAACAGCACCGCAGGGCGCAUUAAGAAGAGAGCCAACCCUGAAUCCAACACACUUAAUUAUCAUAUAAUGCUUAAUCAUCCGAGGUCCCCAACGGCGAAUAAACAAGAACCAAGAGCAUCAGAAAACAGGCAAAUUAGGCUACUAUAAAGCUUAAGCGAUUAGGGCACUGUGUGAAUUCCAACGUCCAAGUUGCUUGGGCCUCUCGACGUAAUACUUUAAAACGGAUGAAAAAGAAAGAUCAAUGAAUUCAUUUUCAGUAGUCUGUGGGAUUAGAGGAGGGCAUUGAUCAAAACUGUAACAUCUCGGUAAUCUGAUUUCGGGGUAGGCUAACCUUGUCAAAGCAUUUUAAAUAUUUAAAAUAGGCCACAUUUUAACAGUUUGUGGACACAUUUUAACAGUGAAAACCUCUUUCUAAAGUUAAAUGUCUGAACUAAGUAGCCUAUGCCUAAUUUGUUGUUUUUUACCAUUAUAAAAAUGUUACCCUAAUAAUGAUGAGAUCCAUUUCAUCAAACAAAGGCUUGGCCUAGCCUAGCCUACUAAUAGGCUAUGUAGUCUAGAAUAAAUACUACAAACGUAGGCCUAAAAUAAAAAAUAUUUGAGGUGUUUUAAAAUACAAAACUGAUUGAUAAAUAGCAUAACUGUGACUCAAUUUGGCUCGGGCUGUUAACACUCUCUGCACAGACACCUCUUAAUUCCCAAGGUGGCCCUUGUCAAGCGCGCAUCAAAAGGACGCGCCAGUUCUCACGCUAAGCCGCUUUGAUUCGUUUCUAGGGACGCUCCCCAAACCACGAACCAACUCCGCACGACCAGCGCGAUACUCUUCCCCAGGGAUAAAAGUGAUUCGCUUCUCUAAUCUCUUAUCAGCGUUCCCAGCUUCGCGUGGAGGGCAGAGGAACCCCCUCUUUCCCGCUAUGGGCGGGUUGUGUCUCCGCCUCCAACUCUCGUCUCUUCUCAAUGCAGUGAGCAUCACCGCCCUUCUGCCGCGGAGAUAGCGCGCUGGUCUCACCAGGGAAAACGGACACUGAGAUAUUCCCAUCGUUUGCGCGUCAAAGACCGAGAGGAACAGAUAGCCAGUGGAGAUAGGGUCCUGCAUCCCUAAUGAAAAAAGCAAUAGUAUCUCUCUCAUUAUCUUAUGACCUUAACUGACAAGGUAGCCUACAGAAUGAUAUGGUCUGAUUCUAAAUGUUGACAAAUUAUGGCCUUUUGUUAAAGUACAGUAGGCCUUUAAAGGCUGAAUAAAUUAAGUAGGGAUUGGCCUACCUCACCUAGCCAUAUCAUUCGGAUAAGGGGAUAUUUUUUGAUAAAACCUGGACUAAUGAACACAAAUUGUUUUGAAAUUAUAGGAUUCAAACAUAAGAGGUGUGGAGAGGCCACAAUUGUGUUUUCUUGUAGAUAAUGCGCGCUAGAUAAUGGGUCAGUUUUUUCCCAAUCCGAGUCACUGUAACCAGUUUAAUUGACAAAAUUGUUGUUUUUUUAAUCACAAAUUGUAAAAUAAUUACGAUUUCUGAUAAGGAGUCUUAUACUCAAGGGGAGCCUUCAUACGCCUAUUCUAAUGGAGUUGGUGAAACAUUGGCGCGACACGUUACGUGGUGACUAAUUGGCGGUUGAAAGGAAGAAGAGCUGCCUCUCAAAUUAAACAGCUUAAUCGCGCGGUUAAAAUUCAUUACUGCGCGCACAGCUUGCAGCCCCACAAAACAAAUGAGAGAGAAGGUAAAGUGCAUCAAAUUGACAGAUUAAGGCAACAGCCUUCUUAUGCUAAAUUACGUGACAUGCCAACAGAACAGAACGCCAAAAGAAUCCUGUUUAAAAACAGAAGGAUAAUUAAAAUCCGAAUAAAGGAUUCCCAGAAAGGUUAGGUGUUGGGAGGCAAAUAAUUAAUUAAUUACGAGUUGCGCUUUGCAACUCUGCUUGCACAGGGAGUCACUCUGUUCUAAUAAACAUGAUUUACAAUAACGACCUAUCCCUGUUGUAUUUAUAGCAUAUUCGUAUACAAUGACAUUAUUAAGAUUAAGCAAAAAUGUUAUGGGAAAUUACUUACCUUGCCAUUUUCAACAAUAUUUGAUCAAAUUAUGUAGCCUACAUCCACAAGGGUAAGUAGCCUAACCUGGAGGUCAAUGUGCUUUUCCUUGCUUUUGGCUAGUUUAUUAAACACGUCAUGUUCCUAAAGGACAGUCAUUUUAUUUGCAGCAACAGUCUACGAGAGAGUUCUGGCAUCUCGUUAUCACAGAGAAAACGUAUUGAAAAAAUCACAAACCAUAUACCUUAAUUGCAUGGUCAGUGUUUUUUUUUUGUUAUACAUAAGUCAAUGUAAUAUGGAUGGAUAAUGACAAGUUUUAGGACAUCUUCUGAUCCGUUUUUGCAAAUCCUAAAUCACUAGGCUAGAUGUAGUCUAACGAUCGGCUAUAAAGGAUGGGAUGAUAACAUGUAAAGUGUGUGAGCGAUUCAUAAUAAUUAACUCCACAUUAGUAAUGACUUUGGAACUGGAUAGCCUCAUUAACGCUCGCGCUUCACCCCACCUCUCCACUGUCGGUGCUGAUUGGACAGGGCUUGGCCACAAACUGUGACUUCACAAAAAAAACUGAAGGCGACCCCAAAGAUAAAAAAACAAGGCACGCUCAUUGAAGUGACAGUGUCCUCCGUCCCUCUCUCCUGUCAGUAGUCACCUCGCCCGUGCGCCAUUUAUCUGAAAGGGACCACGAGCGCUCGGGCACUUUAAAGUGGACUCGGGAACCGUUCCAUUCCGGCGUAAAGAUGCCUAGAGGAUUUUUAGUGAAGAGGAACAAACGUGGCUCAGCGGCUUCUUACAGAACGCGUAACGACGACAACUUACUGCCAAAAGCGGACCUGCCUGUGAAGGCACCGGAGUGGCCAACCGGUGUGCCAACUGCGUGCCCAAUUGUGCCGUUAUCCGAGGACGGUAGAUUUAGAGAGCCAUGGACCAGUGCCCCGGCAGAAUCGGACCAGGCGCAGCUGCCAGAGAGCGCAGACAAGGUGGAGAUCAGAGAGGAAUACCCACCAAACCAUCCUCCCACUGAACCGGUCCAUGACGGGUCUCCGGGCCGGGCUGACCUCUCCUAUAGCCCGAUAAAACCAGUUGGCACCGAACUGGAAAAAUCGUCCAUUGACCGGUGUAUGAGUUCACCAACAGUGACAGAGCCGUACCCAAUGAACACGCCCGUGUCCUCAGUAGAGAGACUUCUUCUAAAUCACGCGCCAUUUGGACACUCUGAAAUGAAAUUCGACCCACCUGUGCACCUCUACCAGUCUUUCCAUCAUGCUAUGAAACGCACAUACAUGGAGCAGGAGCGCAAGACAAAGCCAGCAGCCAAAAAGCCUAAAGUGAUCCGGAAACUCAGCUUCGAGGACGAAAUCUCCACCUCACCCGUGCUUGGGCUGAGAAUUAAGAAGGAGACCCCCGAAUUUAAAGCAGCAACAGCAUCUUCUGCUAAUAAGAAACCGCUGGGAGAAUUCAUCUGCCAGCUCUGCAAGGAGGAAUACCCUGACCCGUUCUCCCUCGCACAACACAAGUGCUCCAGAAUUGUGCGCGUAGAGUACCGCUGUCCCGAGUGCGACAAAGUUUUCAGCUGUCCUGCCAACCUGGCCUCUCAUCGCAGGUGGCAUAAGCCUCGUCCGGUAAACAACGGAGAGGCACAGAGCGCCAAAAAGUCACAACCGGAGGCACGGCUGCAUGAGAGGACAUUCGUGGAAGGGAAAGAGAACGCGAGCGAGUUGAGAGUUAACAAUCAGCACCUUGUCUCUCUGGACAGCUCCGCGUGUCAGCGGGCGGUCACCGUGGACAGCUCCCACAGACAAGAGCAGCUGCGCAGGAGGGCACAAGAGAGCCCGCCGCCCUUCGAUCCCCGCUACCGUGACCCAGAUAAAAGUAUGGACCUGCACAUGAGAGCGGGUGAAAGCCCACGCAUAAUGCAUUGUCUGGAGACCACCGACGUGGCACUGCCCACCUCUUCCUUCUUAAAGACCUCCGGGACAGUAGAGGAGAUUUACGAAUGUCACUAUUGCAGCAAGAAGUUCCGAAGACAAGCCUAUCUGAGGAAACAUCUUGCGGCGCACGAGACAAUCAAAGCCUCGCCCUAUAACCAGAUAGAGAGCGGACAAAUCACGUUUCCCUGUCACUUGUGCGGUGCCCAUUUCCCAUCCACUGAAAUUCGGGACAAGCACAGAGUUUGGCAUGCAAUGAGAGACGACCUUCUAAUGAAUCCAGGGAAGAGUGUGGGUAGACCAGACUUGAUAAUACCAGACUUAAUAAGACCAGACCUCACACAGGGAGAUCAACAGAUAUUCACCUGUAAGCACUGCCCAUCUACCUUCUUCAGUUCUCCCGGGCUUACCAGGCAUAUCAAUAAGUCUCACCCCACAGAGAACCAGCAGGUGAUGCUUCUACAGAUGGCAGUCCGGCCCGACUGCUAGUAGCCUAGUCUAGGCUGAUGUAGGCAAGUUUAGGCCAGGGUUUCCCAAACUCGGUCCUUGGGGCACGUUUUGUUUUUUGACCUAGCACUACACAGC
Molecule: messenger RNA, 5877 nt
Organism: Coregonus clupeaformis (lake whitefish)
Lineage: Eukaryota; Metazoa; Chordata; Actinopteri; Salmoniformes; Salmonidae
Product: insulinoma-associated protein 2-like
Exons: 1
Coding region: 4105-5781 (558 amino acids)
Biological process (GO): regulation of cell cycle process; negative regulation of transcription by RNA polymerase II; neuron differentiation
Cellular component (GO): nucleus; transcription repressor complex
Molecular function (GO): RNA polymerase II cis-regulatory region sequence-specific DNA binding; DNA-binding transcription repressor activity, RNA polymerase II-specific
Source: RefSeq, a predicted model, not a curated record